GUUUAGCACAGGCGGGGGGAGAGAUGUUGGAAUACUGGUGGAGGGGAGAAAAAUAACGCAUAGCCAAGCGUUUGCUCUAAUUUUAAAGUCGUUUGUUGUGCUAAUUGACAGAAUAGAAGCGCUCUUUAUUGUAAGGGUAACCCAGAAUGGCAUCAGCUCCAGCCCAGCAGCCCACACUGACAAUAGAACAAGCCAGAGUGGUGCUGAGUGAGGUGAUCCAGGCCUUCUCUGUGCCUGAGAAUGCCUCUCGAAUGGAGGAGGCGAGAGAAAGUGCCUGCAAUGACAUGGGUAAGAUGCUCCAGCUGGUUCUACCUGUGGCUACACAAAUCCAGCAGGAAGUGAUCAAGGCCUACGGCUUCAAUAACGAAGGAGAGGGUGUUCUGAAGUUUGCCAGACUGGUGAAGAUGUACGAAUCUCAGGACCCCGAGAUCGCUGCCAUGUCACUCAAGCUUAAGUCUCUUCUCCUGCCACCUCUGUCGACUCCGCCCAUCGGUGGUGGAAUUCCAGCAUCCUAAAUAUCCACAUCGUGGGGGUUCAAAACCUCUCCAGUCUCAGUUACUGUCCCGCAUCAGAAAUACUGGCAUAUUUUCCAGGCUAUAAAACUAAAAAACACCUAAAUAUAUUCCAAAUCAAUGUAUUCGCAUCUGUCAGUCACUACAUUGUCGCAGAUGUUUUGAUUUGUAGAAGUACAGCGUAGCCUGCUGGUGGCUGACGUUUAAGGCACGUUUUUACUGCGGGAACUUUCAGCAUGUUAAUCUCAACGGAACAAACAGGAAAAAUAUACAUGGCUGUUGUGCAGUCUGCACACACUUUUCACGGUUCAUUUCUGUAUCCUUCAUAGUUGUUGCAGUGAAAAUUCCAGAAUGAUGAUGGAAAUGCAACUUUGGACAGCAUCUUCAGCUUCGCUUCAUUUCCAGUCGCAACGUCUGCUUUAAAGAGCACAAAUAAAUCAAUCAUAUACAAAUUAUAGUCUGGAAAAUCCACUAUUCAAAUCCUGAACUUCUCACAUUUCCAUGGCAUUCCAUACUUUUGGUAUUAGUAUUUCAUAUUCUCGCUCGUGUUUAUUUGUAUUUUGCUGUGUAGUAUACACUCACCGGCCACUUUAAUAGGAACUUGUUCUUGAUUCUAAGAUGCCUCUUCUUGGAGUGGAACCCAGCGUGGUGGUCUACUGUUGCGUGCUGAGAUGCUUUUCUGCUCACCACGGUUGUAAAGAGUGAUUAUAUGAGUUGCUAUAUCCUUCCUGGCACUUCGAACCAAUCUGGCCAUUUUCCUCUGACCUCUCAUCAACAAGGCGUUUGUUUCCACCCACAGAACUGUCACUCACUCAGUGUUUUUCACACCAUUCUGUGUAAACUCUAGAGACUGUUGUGUGUGAAAACCCCAGGAGAUCAGCAGUUUCUGAAAUACUCAAACCAGUCCAUCUGGCUCAAACCAACACCCAUACCACAGUGAAAGUCAUACUUUGAGAUCAUAAUUUUUCCCAUUCUGAUGUUUGAAGUGAACAUUAACUGAAGCUCUUGAUUUGUAUCUGCGUGAUUUUAUGCAUCGUGCUGCUGUCAAGGGAUCGGCUGAUUUUAGAUAACUAUAUAAAAAGGCAAGUGGAUGGAUGUUCCUAAUAAAGUGGCUGGUGAAGAUUUGUCUGAAAUCUAUUUCCGGUUCAGAAUAAAGUGAUAUCUCACUCUGAUGCAAGUUUAAAGGAGAACUGAAGUCAUUUUUAAACUUGCUUUAUUUCUUAAGGCCCGGUCACACAGCGCUUUACGGCUUUAUCACGGCCAAAACCCGUCAAAAAGUGCUCUCCCGUGAAGCAGACGAUGUUGUUCGUGUUGAUGUCGAAGUUAAGACGUGUUACAGUCGAUAUACAGACGUGACAGGACGCAGGGGAAAAUCGGAACGGCGUCGGACGCGGCAAAAAGUUUUGGACUGCUCAAAACUUUAGACCGCGGACAACCACGGCCGGCACACGUGGUAAAGACGUGCAACACAUGUGAAAAACACGUGAUAAUCAGUGUCCCGGCCGUUAUUAAAACUUGGGGAGACGUGGUAAGACGCGAAAGUUUGGCGGUCUAUCACGGGCAGAGCACGGUCAUCGGACGGGUGUUACGCGUUGGUAUCACGGGAUAUAGCGUGUGUUUAGCGGCUUAUCACUGAGAAAUGGAUUUUUCCGCGUACAUAGCACUGUCUAAGCCCGUUAAACGACGUCUCAAACAAGUUCUAAAUUCGAUUGAUCACUGUCUAAUCACUUCUGCAUCACUUCUGAUUUGCGGCAUGUAUAAAUACCGUAAUUUUCUGAGACCUCGGCACUUGCAGUCUAGAUGUCAAGGGGUGAACAUGAACCCUCAACGCUGUGAUGUCCUCAUCUUAAUGCUCCAGCACCAACAGAACCAACUGAUACAGGCUCAACAUAUCCUUGCUGAGAGAAGAAGGAGGAGGAGGAGGGUGGUACGGAACAUCUGGGUGCGUGGCUGGACUUGGUUAGCUGUGCUUAGGCAGUGCUGCAGCAGUGAAACAGCCGCCGACGGCCAUACCCCGUACAAAGCACGGCAAAGCCAAAAUUGACCAAAAAUUAGCACUUACGACCACGUCCACCAGAUUUUUGUAUCUUUUUGUACGCGAUAUAGACGCGGAGUGCUGUGUGACCGCCCCUUUAAUUAAAGUGUUAUUCAGUUACGUUUUCGGUUUUAGUAACCUUAUAUCGUGACUCAUAUUGGCAACUAACUGCAAUUAAAUAUUGUACUUAUCGGCCUGUUCGGUUUUUAGCCGUGUUGAAUUUAGUUCGUUUGGUCCACGGUAGGUGUCGCUUAUCCACGCGAUCUUCACGAGACUUGUGCGAGACUUCGAAACGUGAAGUGUCAGCGCCACCAUUUUGAAAACUGUUUUCCAAAUGAAAUAUUGCACAAAAACGAGUUUAAAUGACGAUUACUGCCUACUUUUUUCAAACUUUCCCGAUUGCUAUCAAAACAAACAAAAGUUACGGCUUGAUUACGUCAGCAUUCAAAAGAGGGCGCGUGCGUCUUUUGACAGUGUUGGCAGACGUCGGUCACUUUGAUUUCCGCUGUACGUUUUACUUCCGUCCUACGAUGUCUCGCACAGGUCUCAACGAAUCUCGUUUACGGCCGUUGCUUUGACAUAUGGACUGAUAUAUUACAGAGCGUAUUUCAAACACUCAUAACUUGCUAUUAGCAGUGACAGGAUAGCUAUCAGAAAUGCAUUCCGAUAUUUAAUAAAAUGAGAAAUAGAAUUUUGAUGAUUAAAAAAAACGUUCUCCCUUCAGUUCUCCUUUAAAUCUUCCAGCUGCUGUGGAAAUUCCAAAGAUCCUGAGAAACAGUCUUGCCAGGAAUAAAAUGUAGUAUAUGGUAUGUACAGUAGUCAAUCAGUGAAACGUAUUUGUUUUUGUCUCACCCAAAAUCUUUUGCAUAAAUAGUUUCUUCAAUUCACAUCCAGUUCACUCAGCAUACUGAGUUACUGUAAUGUAUAAACUUCAGCGUGAAGCAGUACAGCUGCAACAUUACAAGAGCCGCCAUUUUGGAACACUGGAGGCUUAAAAAGAACAUAUACUAAGACUUCUGUUGCGACAGACUUCAUUAUGCUCAAAGCUCCAGGUCAAAACUAAAGAACAAACCGACUACAUUUGGGAACAUAUGAAACUGUCUGUAUGUAGGUUAAUAUGUGCGUAUGGUCUAAACUGGAGCAGAUCCAGGAUAAGGAGAAUCGGCUUCGCAGUCAGGAGGACCGCUUUCAUACAGCAAACUGUCUGCCAAAGUUUGUGGCUGAGUUUAGUUUCUUUGUGCAAAAGACCACUGUUCAGUAUCAUCUGCUGCUUCAGUUGGAGAAACUCAAAAGUUCAGCAAAACACUAAUAUUCAUAAUUCCCCCCCCCGCUUCCCAUUUUUCUUUCUUUCUACCUUAUUUAUAUUUUGUGUAUUUUUAAUUUUCAGUGUGCAAUAAAAAAUCAGCAUCAACACUC
Molecule: messenger RNA, 3963 nt
Organism: Neoarius graeffei (lesser salmon catfish)
Lineage: Eukaryota; Metazoa; Chordata; Actinopteri; Siluriformes; Ariidae
Gene: grcc10
Product: gene rich cluster, C10 gene
Exons: 4
Coding region: 147-515 (122 amino acids)
Biological process (GO): post-embryonic development
Source: RefSeq, a predicted model, not a curated record